AUGAGUCAACAACUAUCGAAUAUUAAUUUAAAAGCUUCCGAAGGAACUGAUACAAAUGAUAUAGAAUUUAAUUAUGACACAAUCGUAUCUCGUAGUGGUGAUGAAAAUGUUCAUUUAUUUUCAUGCAUCAAAGCUCUUGAUGGUAUGACAACAAGUUCAAUUGGUUUUGAUCCAAUUGCAAAUGCUCAUAUACAAUUAAUGAAACAAAUUCAAAAGCAUCUCUCUCUACAAGUACAUGUAACUGAUAUUACAAAAAUCAAUUGUAAAAUCAAUGAAAUACUUAUAACAGAUGUUUUUCCAUUGAUUUCUGUUCGUUAUCGAGAAACCAUUGAAGAUAUUAGAUCUAUUGUGAAAAAACAACAACAACUAAUGUUAAAUAUAUUUUUGAAACAAAAUUUAGAAGAAAAUGAAAAUAUUGAUCAAUCCAUUCCUUUUGAAUCGCAUGAUGACACAAUUUCUGAUGACAUAGACACAUUUGUCAUCAAAGAUAAAAUUGAUAAUGAUGAUAUACAACAAUCUAAUAUUGCCGAACAAAAACUUCAACAGAUAAAAUUACAAGCUCAACAAGAAUCUUAUUUUGCUAUACAAUCGUUAACAUCUUUAUUAGUAAUUUUAAUAAAAUCAGCAGAAAAAAAUGAUCCAACAUUUGUUCAAGAAUUAUUAACAUUAGCGAAUCAAUUGUGUGAUCGAAUUCCUAUAAUCGGUUUCAUAUCAUCUGAAUCCUCAUCAAGUAUUAAUAAUCACUGGUUCAAUUCAUUACAACCGUUGACAAAUUAUUUUCAUGAAUUAUCACUAUCAAAAAAUCUUAUGAUGGCAAACAAAUCUAUAAAAAUUCUAUUGAAUUUUGCAUUUGCAAAAGCAUCAUUUAAAGAUAUUCUACCAAUUCUAAGAAAACUCAUAUUCAAUAAAGUUCAUAUUUACAAUGUUCGACGUUUAUUUAUUCAAUUGAAUAAUUGUUUAAUAGAGACUCUCAAUAGAAUGAAAAAGAAAAAACAACAACGACAAAAUAAUGAUUUCAAUGAUAAUUUCGAACAAGACACAGAUGAUGAUACAACAGCAAAUGAAACGACAGGUUAG
Molecule: messenger RNA, 1077 nt
Organism: Rotaria sordida
Lineage: Eukaryota; Metazoa; Rotifera; Eurotatoria; Philodinida; Philodinidae
Source: the annotation of a GenBank genome assembly